CCGCCGCCGCCGCUGCAGCCCGAGCAUCCGGGAGCCGCCGCCGCCGCCACAGCCGCAGCCGCAGCUUCCAGCGCCGCUUGCACCGCUGCCGCCUCCCCUGCCUGGACCCCCUGAAACACACUGAGCACCAGCGAGCGGCGGCUGCUGCUGCUGGCUGGCUCCCCUGUCCCCCCCCCUCCAUCCCCUCCGCCCGCCCCCCUCCCUUCGGUGACCUGCCCACUCCUUGCAAGCCCUCGCCUGCACCUUCCGCGACACCCCGGCAUCCCUGCACCGCCACCUGCUCCAGGCAGCCCGGGCGGGCGCUGGGACUUGCUGUGCGCGCCGAGAAAGGCGAGCCCCUAACCCGUGCCUGGUAGCCGGACUGUCGCUGCUGCACCGCCGCCACCACCACCUCCACCACCGGCAGCAGCAGCAGCAGCAGCAGCAGGAAGAGGCAAAGGAGAAGAAGAAGAAGAAACUCUUUCGCCCACCCGAAACCCAUUCUGCGGGUGUGCUUCGCUGCUGUCGCUUCUGCCGCCGCCGCCGACCCUCGUCCGCGGGUUCGAGCACCGCAGAGGACGGCGGGUUCUGCGGGCGCCACGAGGAAGACACCGGCAGAACAACCCACCACCCUCGCCCCCCCCCCCCGACCACCACCACCUCCGCAACCCGGUGUGACCCGCAUCACCAGCGCCUCCUAGCCUCCCCCCGCGUUCCGUCCCAAGCCUUUUAGACAAGGGACCAUGAUUUGGAAACGCAGCGCCGUGCUCCGCUUCUACAGUGUCUGCGGGCUCCUGCUACAAGCGGCUGCUUCAAAGAAUAAAGUUAAAGUUGGCAACUUGGGAAAAAAAGGCAGCCAAGGGCAGUUCCCACUAACUCAGAACGUAACGGUUGUUGAAGGCGGAACUGCAAUUUUGACCUGCAGAGUUGAUCAAAAUGAUAACACCUCCCUCCAGUGGUCAAAUCCAGCUCAACAGACUCUGUACUUUGAUGACAAGAAAGCUUUGAGAGACAACAGGAUCGAGCUGGUUCGGGCUUCCUGGCAUGAAUUGAGUAUCAGUGUCAGUGAUGUGUCUCUCUCUGAUGAAGGGCAGUACACCUGUUCUUUAUUUACAAUGCCUGUCAAAACGUCUAAGGCCUAUCUCACUGUUCUGGGUGUUCCUGACAAGCCUCAAAUUAGUGGAUUUUCAUCACCAGUUAUGGAAGGAGACUUGAUGCAGCUGACUUGUAAAACGUCUGGGAGUAAGCCUGCAGCUGACAUAAGAUGGUUCAAAAAUGAUAAGGAGAUUAAAGAUGUGAAAUAUUUAAAAGAAGAGGAUGCCAAUCGCAAGACAUUCACUGUGAGCAGCACACUGGAUUUUCGAGUGGACAGGAGUGACGACGGCGUAGCUGUGAUCUGCAGAGUAGACCACGAAUCCCUUAACGCCACGCCGCAGGUGGCCAUGCAGGUGCUAGAAAUACACUAUACACCAUCAGUUAAGAUUAUACCAUCCACUCCUUUUCCACAAGAAGGACAGCCCUUAAUUUUGACUUGUGAAUCCAAAGGAAAGCCACUGCCAGAACCUGUUUUAUGGACAAAGGAUGGUGGAGAAUUACCAGAUCCUGACCGAAUGGUUGUGAGUGGUAGGGAGCUAAACAUUCUUUUCUUGAACAAAACGGAUAACGGUACAUACAGAUGUGAAGCCACAAACACCAUUGGUCAAAGCAGUGCAGAGUAUGUUCUCAUUGUACACGAUGUUCCCAACACUUUGCCUCCCACUACUAUCAUCCCCUCCCUUACCACUGCAACAGUCACAACCACAGUAGCCAUAACAACCAGCCCAACCACAACUGCAACAACCAACAGCUUAAGAGAUCCCAAUGCUCUGGCUGGACAGGCUGGUCCUGAUCAUGCUCUUAUAGGAGGAAUAGUCGCUGUAGUUGUAUUUGUUACACUGUGUUCCAUAUUUCUUCUAGGCCGAUAUCUGGCAAGACAUAAAGGAACAUAUUUAACAAAUGAAGCGAAAGGGGCUGAAGAUGCACCGGACGCUGACACAGCCAUUAUCAAUGCUGAAGGCAGCCAAGUCAACGCCGAAGAGAAAAAAGAGUAUUUCAUUUAAAAUGCAGGCCGAGAUUCUGAAUUUUACUUACCAGGCUGACUGGAGAAAACUGGCUAUCAUCUUUCAGAAUUCAUUUCCACCAUCUUCUGCUACCUUUAUUAACUUCCAUACUGUACUGCUAUCCUUAGCCAGUGUAUACCAACAAUCAGCUGUCGAAAACAUCAUUCUUUAAUUACUGUACAUCCAUAAUGCAGGAUAUUUCUUCUUACUGCCUAAAUUCCACACCAUUGCUCUUUUAACAUACAUACAGUGCUUGAAUUUACAGCCUUAACAAUGUUAUUCAUCUCCUUGGGUCAUGAUAUUGAAUUGUUUUUAUACAUUGAAAAAUGUAUGCAGAUUUUUAUUUCUCCCUCAUUUUUUUUCUCCCUCUUAAACUCACAGACGGUAUCAGUAUGCCACUGGAUAGCUUUCACAGGGGAUGGGUUUAGUUAAUAACCUAAUGUAUUUAAGUUUAAUUAGAGGUUUACAAAUAAUGUUUCUGACAUGUCGAUCUUCUGACACAUGUUCUGGAAACAUACACCCUAGAAAACACAAACUGAAAACACUAGUGUAGAUUCUGAAAUGUUUGAGUUUACUGGUAAAACUGUAUCAAUUUGCUAUUUGAAAAUGUAGUAUUUGAUACAGGAGCCGUAUGUAGGAUUUAUAGUCAUGAUAUGAUAUCUUAUAUAGUUCCUGUCAUUAGGUUAUUUUAGCUCCAUUUACAAGUAAACUGUUUCAAACAUUUUACUGUUUUGGAAAUAACAAAAUAUGUCAUUCAUUUUUUUUUAAAUUUGAUUCUGUAAUUUAUUUGUUCCACAAAGACUCACCUACCUAAACAAAAUUUAAAUAUCCAUAGGGCACAAUUUUGAGACAUUUUAGUAUCUGUAUAUAGUGCAUAUAAUAAAUCCAAUUAAACAUUAUUUGAUACAUAUUUAACUUUUUUGGCUGUAGGUAAUUCAGUCAUAAGUUAGCAUUUUCUAAUGUCCAUUCUAUCCCUUUAGAUAUUAUUACUUAAAACCAAUACUAUAAGUAGAUAACAUGUAUUAGUAUUUUUGUCUGUAUGUCCUAGCACUGUUCAAAAACAAAUUUUUCUAGUUCUUGUUAAUUUUUAUUUGUUAUACAAUGGAAGCACAAUGUUAUAAGGAAAGGUAAUUUUAAGCUAACAACCAGUGCACAGCCUCAGGUGUUAAAUUACAACCACAGUUGAAUAAUAACCUAAAUAUAAACUCUUAGUUUGCUAAAAAAAAAUUACGAAUUUUAAUUUGGCAGUUCCAGGACUGCUUACCUAUGUUGAUUUGCCAAAAACAAGCAUUUAAGGUAUGGUUUCUGUAUAAAUGAAUUAAUCCUUUAUGUUAAAUUCCUGUCUAUGCAUUUUGUGAGGUACAAAGUUAUGAAACAGUGAGUGACAGAGAAUUUAUGCCAUGCUUUUAACUCCAAGGUGAAAGUCUCUUUCUCUGGAUUAUUUCUGAAAUUUUGGUGUAUUUAACAAUUAAGAAAUGCUGUAUUUUUUAAUAUGACAUAGAGUCUAUCUAAAGUCAUAUUAUUUCUUCUAGAGUAAUUCAAUAUUACUAGAUUAUUUCUCAUUAAAUUUAUUAUAUACUAAAGAUUUAAAAAAUCCAGCUAGAUAAAAUUUAUUUUCCCAUUCACAAGCAUCGCACCUUUAUGGAGGAAGCAAAUAUGGCAAUUUGAUAGCUGGACUUGUGAUGUCUGAAAUCAUGAUGGCCGAUGGUUUUAAAAAUACCUUGGAAUUUAUGGGUAAAAUAAGAAUGGCUGAGUAUGACAUCAUGUAUUAAUAUCAAAUGACAGAGAAGGGUGCUGUAUCUUAGAUUAUCAGAAAGUAUAAAUCUUUUAAAGAAGACGUUAGAAUUUUUAAAUUGUUUUUUAUUGUUGAAGCACUUAUCUUGUUGAUUUCUUAUAAAAGAAAAAAGAACGAUGUCAGUCAAGCAGCACUUUUUUUCAGAAUAUACCGAACAUAAAUAAUAUGAUGUGGUUGAGUGUUAACAUAAUAAAUCAUAUACAGUAUGACAUUUUAAGGAAAUAAAUCUGCAUUGAUGUGAUUGCAUGCUUGUUUUUACAGUUCACUCCAUACCAUCUGUGGAAAAAUGCAAUAAUAUGUUAAUAUAGUAUGGUAGUUUGAAAGAAUCAGGUAGGUGCUAUUAGACACACUGAAACUAGACUAGGUUUAUAAACUGUUCAUAUCUUUCAAUGCAUACUCUUUAGAAAGACUCCACACAGCAAAAUUCAUCCUGUUAGUACAAAAUGGAAAGGUUCUUAUUACAAAAGUAGGUUGUAUAAACCGCAUCAUCAAUUACUAUUUAAAGCCUAAUUUCAGGACGCACUUUGAAAAUUGCUACUCUUCAUCAAUGCUAUAUUUACAUCCCUCUUCAUUCCCUCUAGAUUCUACUGGUCUCCAAAUGCUAAACUGUUGCCUAAAUAACUCAGUCAUUAUUUAUAGCACUAUAAAAUUAGAAAUCCCAAAUUAAUUGCAUUUCAAGGUUUUUACUCUUUUAGCCCUCUGGGGUACUAUAGAAACUUACUGGAACUCUCUCAACAAAACUAGCAUGCUAUGAUUUGAGAAGCUCUAAUCAAAUGUUUUCCUAGUUUGAAUUAGGUAUCAUUUUCAAUUUAUAAACAAUAGCUAUGAAAAUUGUAUUCUCUUAUUUUUUCAGUUAUUUGAUUUUUACCAAACAAGGGAGUAAGUAAUAAAACAUGCUCAUUUCCACAAAAAAAAAAAAAAAAAAAUUAAACCAGAAAAUAUGAGGUGAUGUUUCUAUAAUAGUUGAAACUGUCAACUGCAGGUUAUUCACAAAGAGACAAAUUGUAUCUCUGUGAGCAUAGUGGUUUAGGAACUUAUUGUAAAGAACACACACACUCCUAGUAGAAUAUGGAGCAUAAAUCUUUAUUAAAAAUAAUUUCUCUCUGCUAGUGUACUGUUUCAAUUAUAACCUGAUUGAUCUCCAUCAGAAAAGUGUAAACACCUUUCUUUUCUUCAUUCCCCCACCCCUACGCUUGCAUAUUCUAGAUAAAAUGAUUAUCAAAAUUAGGAAGAAACAGGAAAAGUUUGUGAGUGCAAAAGUAAAAGCAAAGACAGAGAGCAUUUGAAGAGUACUGAUGUGUCUGAAUGUGUUUGUGUGUGUGUGUGUAUGUGUGUGUAUGUGUGUGUACACUUGCACGCUUGAGAGAGAGAGAGAGAGAGAUUGAUUUUUCAACUUGUUUUCUUUUACCAGAGAAUCCAAGAAGCAGUUUAAGGAACCUGACAUUGGAGUUUAAUGUAGAAACUGGAUGAGCUCAUAUUGUCUCAAGAUGCUUAAUCUUGCAUUGAAGCCCCACAAUUGAAAUAACAAAUAGAGAAAGAAAAUUAACUUUCCUAAAUAUGGCAAAGAAGCUAACACCUUUUAUUUCUGUUUCUUUGUAAAAAAAAUAUAUAUAUAAAUAUCUGAAAAAUACAGGCUCACUUGUAAUUAUGUACUCAUGACUGUAACAGCAUUGAGACUCCAUAUAGGCACAUGUACAGCAACUGUUGAAGGUAACGUUCUUCCAUGUAACAUAGCAGUUAUCGUGUAGUUCAGUGCCACUUAUUGCAAAGUGUUACCAAGGGGAACAUUUAAAAUACUUUUCCUUUUUGCUUUGAAGUUGAAAAUAAUUUUAUGAAUGAUAAGUAUCAAAUUUCAUAUUAUGUUGUUUAUUCUGGAGAAAAUGCAAAUUCUUCUCACAUCUUCCUACAGUUUUGCCCAUCAUGUUACUAGGUACUUAGAGCCCUUAAAAUGUUCACUGUCAUCCAUCCCUUUUGCAAAUGGUAGUCUGUGAUGAAUACACAAUACAGAGUGAAUAAUUUUAAGUAACGAAACACUGCAACGAUAGUUGAAAUAAAUAGAACACUGGAUGAUAAUUACCAAGUAAUGCUUUUAUUAAGUGGCACAAAGUACACACUAAAAACUAUGCAAAAUAUAGGUAACUACAGUGUAUGUACAUGUAAGUAUCUUGUACUUGCUGUGUAUGGAUGUUGGAAACCCAUGUAAUUAUAAUAUGCAUUUUGAAUAUUGGGAAAGAGGAAAUCUUAGUGUAGAUAAUAGAACUUGUUUUGAAAUAUAUACUGGCAAUAUUGAAAUAUACUCAGUGCAAUAUCUGCAAUUCUAUUGCUGGAUACUUAAUGCAAAAGAAUUUUAAAAGAAUUCUUCAACAAGAUUCAAAGGGUUGCUAAUUUUCAGUUCCCACACACCAUUUACACAUUAAUUAAACAUACAACUUCAAGUUUUUUCCUACUUAGUCAUUAAUGUGAAACAAAAUUAUCUAACCUCAUUUUCAUCAUUACUAGAGAGAAAAAAAAAAACAAGUUUUAAAUUUUGGUUGGUAUCUAAAGGAAUUUGCAAUUCUUAAACGUUCAAAUGUAUGUAUAUUUGAACAGAAUUUGGUACUUUUAUUAUGAGAACAAAUUUGUUCAGUCCAAAAAAACACAGAUUACUUUCAUCAUUUAAGUCAUUACACUUAACUGACAUUUUUAGUAACUUUCUUCUUCCUAAUAUUUUUUUUUUUCUCUUUCCCUCCUUAUUAAGGGCCAAGCAUGCCCUUUGCAUUUAUACCCUUCCAAAGGCAUUGAAUUGAAAAUAGCACGAUAAUAAAGAGAGCUAAAGGGGACAACAUAUAAAAAUGGGUUCUAAACUCAUCAGCAUUUUUAUGUAUUGAGAUUAUUAAUACUGAAUGCAAUAGAUACUGGAUAUAGCUGGUAAGUUCUCUGCCAUGCAUACUUACAAUAAUCCUUCUACCUCUCACUUUUAACAUGGGCUAUGAUACUUCGAUAUAAAUAGGAAAAACACUACAAGGUAUCCCAGGAAGCACUCUUUUGGGACUAUCAGUACAGUCCACUCUCCACCCUCUGGGAAAUCUCAAAGCCAACUUCUUUUAAUGUAUUCAACAGUGUAUGGAUCUGCAUUUGUUGUUCCUUUUCUAGUAGUAACUGUUCCUAUAGGCAAAGUAUGAUAACUUUGUAGGGAGAGUUCUUCUCAUGCCUAUUUAUUACUUUGGUGUAAUAGAAUUGUGUUGAGUUUAAAUAAUAAUUCAAAGGGCAACACUUUGCAACCCAACCUGACAUUUUCUUUUAUAUUUAAAAUGUGGCCAUUUCUUACAAAUUAAUGCAGUGCACUUAAAAAAAAAGCACGUAUAGAAUUUUAUGUCCACCAAAGUGUUACCUAAGAAAUGCAAAAAUUAAAGUAUUUAAAACUGCCUCCAUAACAAAACAUUAUUGAAUAAUGAGUGCAAAGUAUUGCCACGAAUGCCCACUUUAAUUUGUCUAUGUAGACAUAGUAGGAAGUUAUCAAAUAAUGUAGUUCAAGUAUUUUCACAAGAAAUGACAUUUUGAAAGCAAAAUUUCCUCUAGGGAAAAGGAAAGACACAACGUAUUUUAGAUCAUCAUGCUGAUUCUGUAAAGUUAUUCUAUGUCAUGUGGUUGUGUUACAAAUCAUAUUUGGUCCAAUCUUUACCAUCUUUUUUUUCCACAUACAUAUAUGUAUGGAAAAUAGAUUUGUUUUCCUUAUGUAUAUAUAUGUUCGUUGCAAGAAUUGUAUGGUUACUUUGGAGAGAGUGGGCCCAAAUGUGAAAAAGAUGAUAUAAAGAAAAAAAAAAAAACACUAUUUUCCCCUAUGAAGUAUACUGUAUAUUUAAGAAAAGAAGAAAAGUUCAAUGACAUUUGAAGAUUGCAGGGGUAAAAAAACAACCUACCAGGGCUCAGCACUUAAGCACUUUUUCCCACACCCAGGGUCAGAACAGCAGAUAUUCCUACAUGGACUUUUAAGUGCGGUAAUAAAAUGCCACAUUACACUUCUCUUACACAGAGUACUGUCAAACCUCAAACAUUUUCUUUCUUCUGAUGCUUUUCCUUGUACAUGAUAAUAGUAAACCCUUUCCUCUUUAUAUAUUUGCUGAUAGUGAAAGUUAUAUGCAAUAAAAUAUUUGAUGGUUGAAAACAGUGAUCACCAGUUAGUUUAAAAGAAUAUGAAAUGUAAACUGAAUUGUUUUCUCUUGAUCCUUUUUGCUUUCCUCUGUGUAUCUAAUGUAUUGAAUGAUUCUCAUAAAUAGCAAGAAAAAUAAUUUAGAAAAUUUUCAAAGCUAGUAUUCUUUCUCCUUAUAAAUAUGUACAACUAUAAUAACCACUUUUACAAAUUUAUUUAAGUGUUCCUGCUGUUCUUAUUGUAGAUUCAAUGAUGUAAUUAAGUAGUAACCCAAGGAUUUCUGAGUUUGGGAUAACUGACCUAUUUUCGUCAUAUUUAUUCACAUCAAUAUUUGUGAAUUGGUUGUUUAGCUUUUCAUUCAACCAAAAUUAUUCCUUCAGAAAGCUCCAUUCUUAUCAUAAAUAUUCCAGUGUAACCAACAUUGAAACGAGUCUGCCAUGCUAAAAAGAAUUUAAAAACUUAUCUCUGAAAAUGGUACUUAGAAAUGCAGGUGUUCCCAGUGAUGUAGCUUCAAAAAUAAAGUGUUCUAUUUAAAUUACAUGAAAUUCAUCACGUUUGGAAGGGUAUAUUUAUGACAGCAUAAAAAUAAACUCUGUGCUGUGGAAAAAGAUUCAUCAAAAUCAAUCAAGCUGCACAGAAAAUAAACACAAUUAUUGAAUCUACUUCUGCUAACAUUUUCAAAAAAAGGCAAAAUGCAUAUUGUAAUAUUUGGUACAUGACACUUGCAUGUUGAUAUGCCUAUAUACUUACAAAGUAUUCAAUGUGUACUUAGUGGCGCUUAAAAUAUGUCAUGUACAACUCUUAUAAACAUUCUUACAGGGUUCCCAUUUGCACUUCAUCUUUCAGUAAAGUCUUGUCAGAAAAAAACUUGUCUGAUACAUAUGGAAAAAUAAAAUGUGAAUUUUAGUUAUCUGUUGGACAUUACUGAAUUGUCUAUUCAUUUAGUUCAUUUCCCUAGGCUUGAAAACAGAUAUUGAAAGAUGGGACUUUCUUUUCACCACUGACAAGUUAUAAAAGAUGUUACAAAGCAUCCCUUUAUACCAAACAUUAUUUUGCAUAUAUAUUUUUCAGCUGCGUACAUUAUUCAUUCAUUUUAGUUUUCCUCAGUGAUACCCACUACAGUGUAAACUUCUAAAUGUAAUUUUAAAAAGUUAACCAGUAGGUUAUCUUAUUUGUAUUACAUUCAGUCAUUACUCCUUGGAAUAUAUGAACCUUGUAAUAUAACUAAGGGAAAAAAUAUUGAUGACUUAGGGAAAUUUGCUGAGAUUGUCAAAAUUUCAGAACUCUGUAAAAGCAAUUUUACAUUCACUUAUGUAUGUUUACUGAUGUUGACUAGGGAAAGAAGCAGAAAUACUCAGCCCUAUUAUUUUCUUUUUUUACUUCACCCUCUAAUAUAUUUCAACUACCUAAAAUAAUAUGAUUAAUAAUAUAUCCAUCUUAAGCUUAUGCCAAUAAGAAUUUGAGAUAAGCUUUUAAAUUUAUGGAGAAUUUUCUUUGUGUCUUUGGAAGUUCACUUAUCAUAAGGUAUUUUAUAGUCUACUUUAAAUAACAGAUUUUGUUAUACAGGGUAAGCCAAAGGCUGUACAAGAAUUAGUGUCAUUGGGUCUGAUAUCUGUGUUAGACCAUGAAAUAUUCCAUUAAAAUUUAUCUGUAAAUACAA
Molecule: messenger RNA, 9662 nt
Organism: Erinaceus europaeus (western European hedgehog)
Lineage: Eukaryota; Metazoa; Chordata; Mammalia; Eulipotyphla; Erinaceidae
Gene: CADM2
Product: cell adhesion molecule 2
Exons: 12
Coding region: 723-2078 (451 amino acids)
Source: RefSeq, a predicted model, not a curated record